GAUUCCACUUCAGGUUCCACGUCCGCCAGCAUGCACGCCUCGGAAAUGGUCAUGGCCUUCUUUUCCUCGACCACCACCGCCCUCUACUCCGACGGCUGGACGCCCUCGUCCGCCGGCGCCUACGCCGGCACCUGCAUCUUCUUGAUCGUCCUCGCCGUCGUCUUCCGCGCGCUCCUCGCGGCGAAACAUCGUCUCGAAGCGCUGUGGCACGACCAGGCGCUCCAACGACGGUAUGUGGUCGCGGCGGAGCGGGACGCGGGUGGGUUUUUUGGGAAGGACGCCGAUGUACGGAGCGGGGUUUUGUCGAUCAAUGGGGUGGAAGAGGAGGUGAGGGUGGUGCGGGCGCCUACCGGACCGGUCCAGGCCUUCAGGUUGACAACCGACGUGCCGCGUGCUGCUCUCGUCGUCGUCAUUGUGGGUGUUGGGUACCUCCUGAUGCUGGCGGUCAUGACCCUGAACGUAGGGUACUUCCUCUCUAUCCUCGGAGGCACUUUCCUAGGUGAAUUAGUGUUUGGGAGAUUCGGUCAUGCA
Eremomyces bilateralis CBS 781.70 is the source of this 531-nucleotide messenger RNA. Its product is annotated as low affinity copper transporter. The transcript has 3 exons. NCBI's taxonomy places the organism in Eukaryota, Fungi, Ascomycota, Dothideomycetes, Eremomycetales, Eremomycetaceae. The record is from RefSeq and is a predicted model, not a curated record. Gene Ontology annotation, biological process: intracellular copper ion homeostasis; copper ion transmembrane transport. Gene Ontology annotation, molecular function: copper ion transmembrane transporter activity. The annotation marks the transcript as partial. Gene Ontology annotation, cellular component: plasma membrane.